This is a messenger RNA of Carica papaya (papaya), 2002 nucleotides long. RefSeq names its product boron transporter 4-like. The record is from RefSeq and is a predicted model, not a curated record. Gene Ontology annotation, biological process: transmembrane transport; monoatomic anion transport; monoatomic ion homeostasis. Gene Ontology annotation, cellular component: plasma membrane. Gene Ontology annotation, molecular function: solute:inorganic anion antiporter activity. NCBI's taxonomy places the organism in Eukaryota, Viridiplantae, Streptophyta, Magnoliopsida, Brassicales, Caricaceae.
GGGCACCAACUACAUUCAUCUUCUUUGCGUCUGCCCUUUCCUGUUAUAGCUUUCGGUGAACAAUUGAGUAGAGAUACAGAUGGAAGUUUGAGCACAGUGGAAACUUUGGCUUCUACAGCACUAUGUGGCAUCAUACACUCGAUCCUUGGCGGGCAACCUCUUCUGAUAUUGGGAGUUGCAGAACCAACUGUUAUAAUGUACACUUAUUUGUACAACUUUGCUAAAGGAAGGGAAGAUUUGGGAAAGGAACUGUACUUGGCUUGGGCUGGAUGGGUCUGCAUCUGGACAGCUCUCUUGCUGUUUCUUCUAGCAAUAUUCAAUGCUUGCACUAUUAUCAACAGAUUUACAAGAAUUGCUGGUGAGCUUUUUGGCAUGUUGAUUGCUGUUCUGUUCAUUCAAGAAGCCAUCAAGGGAAUGGUGAGUGAGUUUCAAAUUCCAAAAGCAGAAGAUAGUAAAUCAGAGAAGUAUCAAUUUCAAUGGCUUUACACUAAUGGAUUAUUGGGGGUUAUUUUUACUUUUGGCCUUCUCUAUACUGCUUUGAAGAGUAGAAAAGCAAGGUCAUGGCAAUAUGGUACAGGCUGGUUUAGGAGUUUCAUUGCGGACUAUGGUGUGCCAUUGAUGGUCUUAUUGUGGACAGCAUUGUCAUUUAGCAUGCCUAAAGAAAUUCCAAAAGGUGUUCCCAGAAGGCUCUUUAGCCCUCUCCCGUGGGAGUCUACAUCAGUAGGCCAUUGGAGUGUUAUAAAGGAUAUGUGGAAGGUGCCUCCGAUUUACAUCUUUGCUGCCUUUAUUCCUGCUCUGAUGAUUGCUGGGCUUUACUUUUUCGACCACAGUGUUGCAUCACAAAUGGCACAGCAAAAGGAGUUCAAUCUUAAGAACCCUUCAGCUUACCACUAUGAUAUCUUGUUGCUGGGAUUUAUGACAUUGCUUUGUGGAUUGAUUGGUUUGCCUCCUUCAAAUGGGGUCCUCCCACAGUCCCCAAUGCACACUAAGAGCCUUGCUGUUUUCAAGAGACAGUUGAUACGAAAGAAGAUGGUAGAAAGUGCCAAGGAAGGCAUAAGGCAGGAAGCUAGCAACUCAGAAAUCUAUGGCAAGAUGCAAGCCGCGUUCAUCGAAAUAGAUAGCAGUUCAUUUGGUGAGACGACUUCUAUUGUAGUCAGAGAGUUGCAAGAAUUAAAGGAUGCAGUUAUGAAAGGUGAAAAUGAAGGUGAAAAUGCAAACCAUACGUUUGACCCUGAGAAGCACAUUGAUCCUUACCUGCCUGUCAGAGUCAAUGAACAGAGAGUCAGCAACCUGUUACAGUCACUCCUAGUGGCAGCAUCAGUAUGUGCAGUGCCAGCAGUAAAGCUUAUACCAACGUCAGUGCUUUGGGGAUAUUUUGCUUACAUGGCCAUUGACAGUCUUCCUGGUAAUCAAUUCUGGGAAAGAAUGCUUCUGCUUUUCAUUUCACCAAGCAGGCGAUACAAGGUCUUAGAGGAGGAUCAUGCUUCCUUUGUGGAGUCAGUACCACACAAAUAUAUAGUUGCGUUUACUCUCUUCCAGUUCAUUUACUUGCUGGUCUGUUUUGGGGUGACAUGGAUUCCUAUAGCUGGAAUUUUGUUUCCCUUGCCCUUCUUCCUCCUCAUCACCAUAAGACAGUACUUGCUCCCCAAGAUUUUUACUCCACAUCAUCUCCGGGAACUGGAUGCUGCUGAAUACGAGGAGAUCACCGGAACUCCAAGACUCUCUGCGGACAGGGAAACUCCUCGUCUUGGAACCGAGGAAUGCGAAGUUGAUGGUGGGGAGAUACUGGAUGGAUUAACAACUAGCAGAGGAGAGUUUAAAAUCAGAACUGUGAGUUUCAGUGAUGAAAAGCGCGGUCAGGUUUAUCCUGAGGAUAUUAUAGACUGAAAUGUUGAUGAUAGAACUACCAAGAUCCUUGAUGAAGGCAAAGAAACAUGAAAACUGAAAAAAUUGUAACAAAUUACAAUAUGAAAUGGGGGAAUUUCAAGUUCUUACACUCCCC